GUAUUUUCGUUUCGGUCUCCUCACAUUUUCCGAGUUUGAAAGGAGGCGGAAAGUAUCACAACUGCAAUCUCUUGAUUUCAUUCAACAUAUCCCUAAUUACCAAUCAUCCCAUACAAAAAUUUCUCUUGAUUUCAUUCAACAUAGCCUUAAUUACCAAUCGUCCCAUACAAAAAUUAGUAAUGAAGUGAUAAAUGCAUGUGAAUGGGGAUAAUAUGAAAGCUUCUUGUAGUUGUUUACAAAUUGAACGUCUCCGUUCAAGUUCAUUUUGCCAUUGGAAGCCAUCGUUUCUUCUUCCGCGGUGAACCUGUGACUGUGAGCUGAUUAUCUUUCUCAUCGUUAUCACGAUCCCAUGAUCAUAACCUGAAGACAUGGAUUGUUUGACUUGCCCCUUCUGUCAGCUGACAAUGUCGUUCCAAGAACUUGAAAGGCACGCUAACAAUCACUUCGAGGAGGAUGAACUAGCAAGAGACAUGGAGUUGGCGCAGCAAAUUUCACUUGCCCCGCCAAGUCCCCCACAAUUUCUGAAAAAUGAAGUGGAGAUUUACAUUCCAUUUGAAACUAGUUUUGAAGAAAAUUCUGAAAGUUCUAUCUCGAGGUAUGGCAAAGGAAUUAAUCGUGAUGGAGAAAAGGAAAUUGAUGAAAAGGUCUCUUGUUUAAUUAGUUUACAAAUUAGGAGUGAAUUCCAAAAAGUUGAAGAUGGUUUGAUUUCAUUGUUGAGAAAAUGUUUAGAGUCAGAAGCUGGAAAUUCAAUGAGUUUAUUAUGUGGCCCAUUGGAUCAUUUCCAAAGUAUUGAAUUGGAGGAUGUUGGUUGGGGUUGUGGGUGGCGUAACAUUCAAAUGCUUAGCUCUCACUUGCUUAAGCAAAGAGAGGAGGUGAAGGAGGUUCUGUUCGGUGGCUCAGGUUUUGUUCCUGAUAUUACAUCACUUCAGAGAUGGCUUGAGAUUGCUUGGGAAAAGGGUUUCGAUAGAGUUGGGUCAGAUCAUUUUGACCGCAAAAUUUGUGGCUUCAUGAGUUGGAUCGGAACAACUGAAUGUGCAACACUUUUCCGAUCUUUCGGGCUUCGUGCAAGGAUAGUGGAUUUUGAUCACAAGGCAAUUGAAUCAUCAAUUCCUGGUUUGAAUUAUGAAGCAUGGGAAAAGAAACCAAUUGAUGGAGACAAGAGGAAAGCAGUGCAAGUUUAUGGUCCAAUGGACAGAUUUGUAUGUAGAAGAAAUCAUGAUGCUACCCAAGCAGGAUCCAGUAGUCAUGAAGAGUGUUCUACCACCCAUCUUGGGGAUGGGUUGGGUACUUCUCUUUGCAGUCGUGAUAAUUUGGCAGGUAGUUAUGAGUUUGGCAAGCUCCUGUCAGGCAAGGUAAAGGGUCAUCAGGUGCUAAUUGAUUGGGUUUGGAAUUACUUCUCUGAAAAUAAGUUCACCAAAUCAGAUGGCCACUCAGUUUUUGUUACUGGCAGAGCGCCUUUGUACUUCCAGCAUGAUGGUCAUUCAAGAACGAUUGUCGGGAUUCAAGUCAAACAUCAAAAAAAUGGGAUGCAGCAGCAUAACCUAUUAAUUUUGGAUCCUGCUCAUAGAACGGCAGCUCUGGAAAGUUCACUAAAAGAAAAUUUUGGAUGGCAGAAGCUUAUAAAAAGAGGAAUUCACACUCUGAAGAAGCAACAGUACCAGUUGUGUUAUAUUGAUCCUGGAAUUGCUUGUGCGGAGGAGAUGGAGCAACUCAAAACCUUAGAUAGUGCCCUUUUUGUAUUCUAGAUGGAUAUCUUCUACUUUUGUGCUUCAUGCAGCAGUGCCACUUCCCAACAGCACAUGAAAGCCACUCCACAAAAAGUAAAUCUCAGAUCCUGAUAGAGAAACAGAAUGACUCAACUAUGAGUUGGAAAGUUAGUAGCUUCCCCUUUUUGUUUUGUGUGUUAGAGAUGAAAAAUAUACCUGAAACUGUGUGAACUAUUUUGUGUCUUUUUCCCUACUGCAGAUUCAAAUAAUUUUGAAGAAAUUAUAGUCGUCUAUGCUGAAACCAUGUGCCCUUAUUUACUUGAUGUAUAGUUUGUUCUUGCCAGCUUCUUAAAUCUAUGUUGAUUAUAAUGCUAUUUAAGGUUUGGAGUCGGCCUUUCAAGCUCUCUCUGGUUUUCAUCAUUUGAGACAAAGGGGGAAAACCUUGGUUGUAGAUUGAUCAUAGUCUCAAUAGGUUCUUCAAGAGCUCGGCAAUCUUCCGGGUGAGCUGGAAAAUUGGGAUUAGAACCUAUCCUUAUACCUGUUUGCAAGAAAAUACAAAACGAUAUUUCUUCACCCACAUUUUGGUGUAGAAGGAUUGAAAGCUGGAGAUGUUGCACAGAUUAUGUUAUUCAACAUUCCUGUCCAAGGCAUGUAUUGUGGUUUUUUAUAAUAGUAUAAAACUAAAAAAAAUAUUUGUGAAGCAUUUGGAUUCGAAGUGUGUUGUAUUUAUUAUUGAAAUAUCAGCCUAAUGGCAUUUGAUGAGUAUAGCAGGAA
Molecule: messenger RNA, 2480 nt
Organism: Malania oleifera
Lineage: Eukaryota; Viridiplantae; Streptophyta; Magnoliopsida; Santalales; Ximeniaceae
Exons: 7
Coding region: 369-1745 (458 amino acids)
Source: RefSeq, a predicted model, not a curated record